Molecule: messenger RNA, 1739 nt
Organism: Myodes glareolus (Bank vole)
Lineage: Eukaryota; Metazoa; Chordata; Mammalia; Rodentia; Cricetidae
Gene: Rom1
Product: retinal outer segment membrane protein 1
Biological process (GO): visual perception
Cellular component (GO): membrane
Source: RefSeq, a predicted model, not a curated record
AUGGCUGGGGAGAGGGGAAGGAAGCACCCCGGGCGAGCCAGCCAGGCGAGUCUGGAUGCAGCUCGAUACCCUCCCUGGCGAGGGGUCUUGAGUCCACUGCUGGUGGUUGGCACUGCUGCAGGCGGAGGAUUGCUGGCCCUUGCCUUGGGGCUAACCCUGGUUUUGCCAGCAAGUCUGCAUCAGGGACUGGAGGAAGGCCUGGAGGCUGCCUUGGCUCACUACAAAGACACAGAGGUACCUGGACACUGUCAGGCCAAACGACUGAUGGAUGAGUUGCAGUUGAGGUACCACUGCUGCGGACGCCAUGGCUACAAGGAUUGGUUUGGUGUCCAAUGGGUCAGCAACCGUUACCUGGACCCCAGUGACCAAGAUGUGGUUGACCGGAUCCAGAGCAAUGUGGAAGGUUUAUACCUGAUUGAUGGAGUCCCCUUCUCCUGUUGCAACCCCCACUCACCCCGGCCUUGCCUGCAAAGCCAACUCUCAGACCCUUAUGCCCACCCACUCUUCGAUCCUCGGCAACCCAACCUAAACCUCUGGGCACAAGGGUGCCAUGAGGUACUGCUGGGACACCUGCAGGGAUUGUCAGGCACACUGGGAAGCACGUUGGCUGUCACCUUCCUGCUGCAGGCUCUAGUGCUCCUCGGCUUGCGGUAUUUGCAGACAGCGCUGGAGGGGCUUGGAGGAGUCAUAGAUGGGGAAGGAGAGACCCAGGGCUAUCUUUUUCCUGGUGGGCUGAGAGACGUACUGAAAACUGCCUGGCUACAGGGAGGGACUGCCCACAAGCCAGCACCUGAGGAGACCCCACCAGAAGAGGAACCUCGCAAGGAGGAUCUACCUGAGGCCUAGUAACCUGAAGUGGGGGGGGGUAGACAAAUAUGAAAAACUUACCUUUUUUAUUUUAUUUUUUGGUUUUUAGAGACAGGGUUUCUCUGUGUAGCUUUGGAACUCACACUGUGGACCAGGCUGGCCUUGAACUCACAGAGAUCUCCCCCACCACCACCAACCUCCCAAGUGCUGGGAUUAAAGGUGUGAGCCACCACUGCCCAGCAAAUUUACAAUUCUUUACUAGGGCUAAGGAAGGAAAGGUCCUGAGCUUACAGGAGUUAGAGCAGUCAGAGACAGACUGGAAUGAAGAGGAGUCCAGGUGUCUUGGAGCCCAGCCUUUGCAGCCAGAACCACCAAGACUGAGAAUAGAUCAGGGUGACAAGAAAGUGACGCCCAAUGGACUGGAGACUGUUGCUCGUAUACAGAUUCUACAAUAAAGUUUUUGGAUGGAACCCACUGCUCUCUCUCUUGUCUAGGGGAUAGGGCCUGAAGGACUGAUGUCUGUGCAGAGGAGCAAGCAGCCUGUGUAGGAAUAGGCUGUCUCUAUCUCUUGGGAUUAGAGCGCAGCAAGGAGCUUUGCCAAAUGAAGAGACACAAGAGGCCCUCCAGGUUGAGAUUCUUUAUUCUAGAGGUAGGAAGGGGAUCCGCAUGCUCAGGUGGGGAGGGUCCAGCCCAGCUCCUCUAGCCCCCCAGUGCAUGCGUUUCCCCAAUAAGUUACCCAGUUCCCUUAGCCACCCUCCCUCCUGAGUCCAUCUGUCCUGCUCCACCCCAGAUGGGGCUGACCUGGCUCAAUACAACAGCUGCUUGUCCCUAGCCUGUGGGCAGUGCCACAUGGCAGGCUGGGGGAAAGGAGGGAAGCAGCUGGGCCACACCCUGUGGUUGGAGGGGCUGCCUCUGGUUCUGAGGGGUCAGGU